Blastomyces dermatitidis ER-3 is the source of this 2995-nucleotide messenger RNA. RefSeq lists its product as uncharacterized. Gene Ontology annotation, cellular component: membrane. Gene Ontology annotation, biological process: transmembrane transport; metal ion transport. Gene Ontology annotation, molecular function: metal ion transmembrane transporter activity. Bases 1 to 2535 code for a protein of 844 amino acids. The transcript has 8 exons. NCBI's taxonomy places the organism in Eukaryota, Fungi, Ascomycota, Eurotiomycetes, Onygenales, Ajellomycetaceae. The record is from RefSeq and is a predicted model, not a curated record.
AUGGGAGACUCCAUCGGUGCGCCUUCCUCGGCCCCAGCGCCGACGGCGACGACGGCAAGACGGCCGCAACCGCACCUAGACACCAGGAACCUUGGUUCGGCCCUGCCAGUACCGGACGACCAUGACAUCCAUGACCAGCGUUCUCCCGCUCCCUCUCCCCGAGUUGCUGAGGAAUUGUCGACUGUUCAUGAACCUUAUAGGAGAUUUAGCGCUCGACACACGCAGAAGCAUGAUCUUGGCCCAAAAUGGCACAAGGAAUACUCCGACCUUGACAUAUUCGCCGGACGGGUCCUGAUAAUCGAUUUUGUUAAACAGGAUGAGUGUAAGGUCGGGAUGCGCAAAGUAGCUGCGCAGGAAAUUUAUGACCUCGAACACCUCCGGAAGGUGUACACCAACCCGGAACGAAAUAGCGAAGCCGUGCUGCGCGUCUUUCAUGUGCAGAAUGCAGAGUGGGCCACCAAUUUUCUCCUGCGCAAGUUCAAUAUCGAUAACCGAGACGAUCUUGUUGGCACUGACUUUGGCCGCUAUGUCCGCCACAAACGUCCCGAACGACGGGGAGGGAAGCCCUUUCUGAGCGGGAAGACGUGGAAAGUACAAUAUGAUCCUUGGCGCGGGAUUAGCAAGACGUCCUUUGGCGUAGAUUAUUUCAAACAAUACCGUUGCCCUGAUCCGAUGAAUCGAGUGCCGAGGGGCCCGCAUGAACAGGAUGAUAGCUUGAAAAUGAUGGAACUGAAUUGCUUCGAUCAAAAUGAUAAUCCCAAAUAUGGCUAUGAUGUCUAUGUGCAGCGCGUCAGUUGCUAUAUCCAACACAAACAGUCCGCCAUUGGGGUGCCCACGAACCCGGAUAUCAAGAACCCUUACAUCAUCGACCCCCCGAAAACCGACAGUGCUAGGCAGCGUAGGAAGAACGAAUACAUCCCACGUCUCGACACUCUCGAUAACGGCAACGCGAUCCUCAUAUUUGACAAUUCACACACCAACUGCAUCGAGGACACCUUGAUCGCGGCACGGCGCUUCUGGGAAUCACGAUGGCGCCGACUCCCUUUCUUCCUGGCGUUCGAAUCUCGCGAUCUCGUGGCCACGGACGAGCAGCUCGCAUACCAAUGCUCGAAGAUCAUCCUUGAGGAUAUUUUCAAGGCGCUGGUGUUGGAGUGGGAUACCUUUUUGGACCUUGCUAUGGACCACGUUAGUAUUUUGGAAGACAAGGUUUAUGAGCAGCCAGCCGACGAGACGAGGGCACCAGAGCUAUGGCUGAAUUCAAAUAUUUGGCUGAAGGUAGAGAAACUAUUGUUUAUACAUAUUGACGUUGUCAAGGAGAUGCGGCCAAGGCUAGGGGAGUUGGAUGACGAACUAAACCCAGACGAUACAUGGCUUGACAAUAUCCCGGGAGACUAUGACAGGCUCAGCACAUUGGUUGAGGAAGAUUUGGUCAAACCAACUAAGACUUUGAUUUCGCUGCUCUAUCAAAGCGUUUCAAUCCGUGAUAGUAGACAUAGCAUCCAACUCGGUGUCAGCAUGUGGCGGCUAAGUUGGAUAACAUUUAUCUUCCUACCCCUGACUUUCAUUGUCGGCUUCUUCGGCAUGAACGUCGAUGCGUUUGCCGACAACCCUAGCAUUAAGUGGUACUUCAUAUCCUGCGUGCCCUUUAUGCUCUGUGUGCUCGGUGCUUGGUACGUCGUCAAGCAUGUCAUCGCCCGCCAGCGCCAAACCCCUUACCAGCGCGGCAUCUACGAGAACUUCUUUCACGACAUGGCCACCGAGAACCCCUCUUUGUGGUCGCGCAUGGGCCCUCGCGACUAUGUCCGCCCGAAAGGCUACCUCGCUCGCCUCAAAUGGUACCUUAUCAAACGCUGGAGCGCACCCGAAAAGACAAUACAGGCUAGGCGGGAAUCAGAUGAUCAUGGCGUCGAUAGUCUGGGUGCUGUUUCGAAGCUUAAGCGCUACUUGAUCUGUCGCUGGACCGCGCAGAUCGCCGCUAGCCAGCCCGUUGAUCCGUCAUCUGCUGGCUCUCUUGAUGCUGGCCAGGUAAGCUUCGACUUAGAAGCUGGCAACCCAGCCGAAGAGUCUCAUGUUGUCGCGGAAGGACUAGCGGAGGCGACUGAGAUGUUGGUCAUACCGGCAACCCCCGUCAUCGAAGGGGCAUUUUCACUUGAAGAACCUACGAGUCGAUUGGUUGCACCAGCCAUGUAUACUACUACUAAUGAUGAAGCACGUCUCUCCCGAAGGUGGUCCCGCCGCCACCGCCAUCAGAGCAGCGAUGGUAGUGGCGAUAGGAGUAGUGGGAUUUUGGUCGAAGAGGAGGAUUCUCGAUGGCUUAGUGAGCGGGGGAAGGAGGGGAAGCGGUUUAUGUGGAGGUCGUCGAGCUCAAGGGAUAGGAAUGAGGCUAAGAAGGAAAAAGAGGAGGGAAAAGCUGAGCUGGAUCAGGAGAAUAAACAAGCGGGGAGUUCGAGCGGUGCUGAGGGUCAUGAAGAGGUUGUCACUGGCAGUGAUGCUGCUGAAGAGAGGAGCGAUGAGAAGACGCACCCGAAGACCUAAGAGGGUUUCCGGGAAACUUGAGGUCAUAGAUGCCCCAGAGACUAGAGGGAUUAAACAAUGCUGUGAGUAUGGAUUGAGGUUUGGUUUCAGCUUUGAGAUUUUUGAAGUACGGUGCUAGCUGAUAUACUUUUUGGAUACCCUCUAACGCUUUUGGAGUAUUUUCAUAUUUCGGACCGUUAUUUAACCCCUGAUGCCGUUUUCCACCCCGAUUAUGCACUGUACGAUACCCACAUCUUGGUAGAUUUUGUGCUAGAUUGCUUUGGUUUUUUUAAUAAUUUAUUGGAAGCGCAUUUAUCACCCAAUACCUUCCCAUUAAUUGAAUUUUAUAAAGGUUAUGAGGCCAAUGGUCCUGGAAUAUGAAGCUCGGAGAGCAAAAAAAAAUAUGUUUCUAAUAGAUCUCUGGCGAGAUACAUUCUUCCCGAUGCAUAACUGCCCAGAAAAACAUUUACCAUAACACGAA